AUGGAGGCGCACGGCGAAGAGGGGGAGGCCCCGUCGCCGCCGCCCGGGCCCGGCGGCGGCGUGAACGUCUUCGCCAACGAUGGCAGCUUCCUGGAGCUCUUCAAGCGGAAGAUGGAGGCGGAGCAGCAGCGGGAGCGCGAGGCGGCGGCAGCAGCGGCCGCGGAGGCCCCCGGCGGCGCCGGGCCUGGCCCGCACCGCCCGUCCGACGGCUCGAAGAGGAGCGGCGGCGCCCUCAGCUUCGUGGGCAGGCGGCGAGGGGGGAACAAGCUGGCCCUGAAGACGGGAGUGGUGGCCAAGAAGCAAAAGACGGACGAGGAGGUGUUGACGAGUAAAGGCGACGCCUGGGCCAAGUACAUGGCGGAGGUGAAAAAGUACAAGGCGCACCAGUGCAGCGACGAUGACAAAACCCGGCCCCUGGUGAAAUAAUGCCCGGACUUGCCCCUGUAUAUACUUAUUUAAGGGCGGGGGAGGCGCCGGCCCCGCCCCUUUUAUAUCUAUAAAUACCGAUCCCGCGCCCGGGGCUGCCGCUCCCACCCCGCUGGCAACCAGGACUUGAUGCCGGCCGGCAAACCGCUGCUGCCUGCCGGGACCUGCCGCUGCUCCUCGCCCGGCCCG
Gavia stellata (red-throated loon) is the source of this 615-nucleotide messenger RNA. It is a transcript of the gene TRIR, whose product is annotated as telomerase RNA component interacting RNase. Gene Ontology annotation, molecular function: 5'-3' exonuclease activity; 3'-5' exonuclease activity. Lineage: Eukaryota; Metazoa; Chordata; Aves; Gaviiformes; Gaviidae. The transcript has 3 exons. The record is from RefSeq and is a predicted model, not a curated record. Bases 1 to 426 code for a protein of 141 amino acids.